GUGGUAAUGGUGCUGAAAAACCAACUGAGGUCGGAGGUUAGAAAAUUAUUCCACUGUCUGCUUGCUUUGCACAACUAAAUGCUUUGCAGUAAUUGUAGGGAUUACACUUCAUAGAAAUCUCUUUGCAGUGUUUGAUCUGAAAUUAGUAACAAAUAAAAAUAAAAAAUAUGAGUAGACUGCUGAGCUCUCUAACGCAGGACAAAACUUUUUGGCAUGUGACUGCUGCUUUUACACUGUGUCUUAUCUUUGUCAGUACAGGCGUACUUGACACUGUGACCACAGAGCUUGGGUUUGGACACUAUGCAGAGAAACCUAUUUCAUGGCUUCCACUGUUUCUGGCAAUGCCUUUUAAUUCUCUUGUUAAUCUCGGCUACAUUGUGUUGGGAAUAUACUGGCUUGGUCGAAAAAAUGCAUCAGUCGGAAUCAAGGAUCCAAUUGGACUGUACCUGAAUAACAUCUUCUCUUGGAUGGCAAUUCUGUAUGGCCCUGUCCAGUGGGUCAGGUUAUGGACCCAGGCACAUUGGGCCGCCGUUCUGGAUCAGUGGUUUACAUUGCCUAUUUUUGCAUGGGCAUACAUCUGGUGCAAUUCGAUCAUGAAAAACUGGACCACUCAAUAUUUCCUUAUUUUGGAAGUCAUCUCGAUAAGUAGUUACUUUCUGUGCCUACUACAUCCACAAGGAUUCGAAGUGGCUCUCUUAAUUCAUAUUGUAUGCACGGUUGUGGCUGGAGUGAAGUUACAGAACACAUAUGGAGAUGCUUCCUCAAGGACCUACUUGUUUCUUGCCCUAACAUCUUGCUUGGGAUUCGUAUGCUUGAAGCUGCUCGAUCAUUGGUUGGCCCAGAGUUUCAUGUUUCAGACACUUACUGGACACUUUUGGUCGAAAGUGUGUGACAUCUUACAAUUUCAUUAUGCUUUCUGUUUCCUUACUCACCUUGACCACUACAGACGUUUUAGGUUGAAAAAAUGAAUAAGAGGCAACUUGUAAUUAAUCCUCUUUGUUCUUUACCCAGCCACCAACAAGACUAAUUAAACGUGGUGUUUUGGUCUGUAUUGUAAACCUUCAAAAUAGCCAUUCCUAUGUAAUGCGGUAUGGUUGGCGCCAUCACCGACAUUUCUUCUCAAUAAAUGUGCUCAAAUUAACCAGUACUGAUCGCUCACCCUGUUUAGAGUGAUAAGCUAACAAUUUCUCAUAAGAAAAUACAGAAUAAAG
Molecule: messenger RNA, 1211 nt
Organism: Pelobates cultripes (western spadefoot toad)
Lineage: Eukaryota; Metazoa; Chordata; Amphibia; Anura; Pelobatidae
Source: the annotation of a GenBank genome assembly